GCCCGGGCAUCUCAUCGAGAAUCUUUUGUUUACUUCAAUCUCAUUGCAAUAACCCAUAAAGUCUUCAAAGUCUUCCCUCGAAAUGGCAAAGAAGAACAGCAACAGCGGUAAGAAGGAGGCAGCUGCUCCUCCGCCGAGCUCCAAGAAAAAGGGAAAGGGCAAAGCAGAUGACCUCAAGAAGGAUUCAAAUGGUUCUAAGCAUCCGGAGUCUUCAACUCCUGUGAAUCCAAUGAAGCGCCCAUCAAGUGGUAAAACUCCAAUCUCUUUACUCCAUGAGCAUGCUCAGAGGUCCAAGUGGGAACGAGUAGAUUACGACAUGAAGAAAGUGAAGGAGGGGAUGGUUGCGACGGCGAUCUUGGGCUGGAUAGACCCAAAGACGAAGGAGAAAAUCCUCGUCAGAUGUCCUCAUAGACUACCUGCUAAGGAAACUGCAAUAGAGGCAAGGUACUACGCUGCGACGGUGGCGUUGCAUAGGGUGUGCUUUAACAAGUCAUUGCACAUGGUUUUGCCCCGAGAGUUCAAAGAUACGUGGGCUUUGUUGGAGGACGAGAGGAAAGCCAUGCUGAAAGAGAAUCCAACAAAGCACAACAGACUCUAUAACAAUGAUCCUUUCAAAGUUGUCAUUGAAGAUGCCAAGUUGAAGAAGGUGAAGGAAAAGGAAGAAGAGGUUAGGCUGAACAACGAGGCAAAGACCAAGAGAGCGCCUGUGAUUCUCACGUCUGUUAAGAAGCCCUCAGGUGCAACUUCACCAAGUCCAAAGGCUCAAAAAAGACCAGCUUCAAACCCAAUUCAGAGAGAAUUCCACGUGAAAUUCCCAAGAAAGGUUUGGGACUCUGCUCUUUCAUUCAAGUUUUCCACAAAGCAACGUGAUUUGAUCCAACAAUCUCUUCGUCACCAUAUCACUUGGAAACUGGCAUCGAAGGAACAUCCAAGUUCAACCAACACCCUAUUGGAAUCGAUCGGCUUUAGAAAAUCGCAUAUCGAGGAAGCAUUGAAGUUCCAAGACCCAUUGUCUUACCUUUUGUUUAACGUCCCAGAUGACGAUUUACCUCAGUAUUUUACAGAUCCAAGCUCUCUUGACACUGUCACCGUGGCUGACAAGAACGAAAUCUUGGUUAAACGAGUAUCCGAGUUUGGUGUUUCUCGUUCUGAGGCUAUAGUAGCAUUGAAUGAUAACGAUCUUAGUCUAGAGAAGACAUUGGUAUCGUUGACUUGUAAAUAUGCUGAUCAUGUUCAGGAAAAUGGUCACAAGGACAUAGAUUCUCAAGAGAUUUGGAACGAGGAGAUUGAAAGUCUGUCAAUGAUCUACGACGAAGGUCAGAUCACGAGAUUGAAUGAUUCAUCAGUGCUUAUCAAGUUCAAUGAUAUGCUACAGGUUGCUGUAUAUAAACCAGAACAGUAUCCAUACCAAUUGGCAGGGUUGGUCAUAUCUACAAUUGAUAAGAAUCUUACGCUUCCAAACUACGUGAAGUUGAAAAUUAUCACCAAGCUCUCAGAAUACACACUGAAGAAUUUGAUUGGUGAUUCUUACAUCUUUUCAAUGGUUGACUGGCUCCAACAGAACUCUGAAGACAUCAUUGAGAACCCGGGAAAACUGUUAGAGCAUCCAAAGACAACGGUAGAGGAGAUGGACAAUUUGGAUAUAGUGUCUUCAAACACCAAGGGACGUCGUGUAUUCAGAUCAAAUCCUGAUGUGAAAUUCAUAGAGGAUGAUUAUACAAAGCGAUCAAAAUCCCAGGAGAUGGCUAGAAUGUACAAAGCUAGAUCAGCGUUGCCCGCUUGGGGCGAGAAGGAGAACCUCAUGCGUGUGAUAAACUCCCAUAGAAUCAGCUUAAUUACUGGUGAGACCGGUUCUGGUAAGUCGACACAAUUGGUGCAGUUUAUCCUUGAUGAUCUUUACUCGAAGAAGAACUUCAAGACUCAAAUCUUGUGUACACAGCCGAGAAGAAUUUCAGCAAUUGGAUUAGCUGAAAGAGUCGCCGAAGAACGUGUCACGAAAUGUGGUGAAGAAGUUGGUUAUAUCAUUAGAGGUGCUAACAAGUCGAACAAAAACACAAGAAUCAAGUUCUUGACAACUGGUAUCUUGGUGAAGUUCUUACAGAAUGGAGACGAGUUUUUAAACGAUUCCAUACUGGUUAUUGACGAAGUUCACGAGAGAUCAAUGGAAACAGAUCUCAUUAUUAUAAUGAUUAAGAGACUGUUGUCAAAGUUCAAAAACUUGAAGAUUGUUCUCAUGAGUGCCACUGUUGACACGAAGCUUUUCAAAAGCUAUUUCGCAGAGAUCGAUACAGCUCAUAUUAAAGGGCGCACAUUCCCAAUCCAGGAUUACUACUUAGAUGAUGUCCUGGAAAAGACCAAUUUCAAGAUCCAGAUCAACGACGAAUGGAUAAGUCCAAAAGCCGAUUCGAAUUUCUUCAAGUCUGGAAAGGUGAAUUACGACUUGAUUGCUGAAUUGGUGAUCAAGAUCGACCAAGACCUUGUCGAUGCAUCAAACAGAGGUUCCAUUCUUGUUUUCCUUCCGGGUGUUGCAGAGAUCAACAGCUGUAUCAGAACGAUUCAGAACAAGUUCUCCAAGGACUGUAUCAUACUACCUCUUCAUUCGGCAUUGACUCCUCAGGACCAACAUCGUGUUUUCAAUUCCUAUGGAAACAAGAGAAAAAUCAUUGUUUCAACGAACAUUGCUGAAACCUCUAUUACUAUUAAUGAUUGUGUUGUAACGAUUGAUUCUGGAAGAGUGAAGAGCAUGAACUACAGUGCAAUUGAUAACACCAGUAAGUUUGUUGAGACAUUUAUAUCCAAAGCAGAGGCUAAACAGAGAAGAGGUCGUGCUGGUCGUGUUUCUGCAGGUGUUUCAUACAAGCUAUUUACGCGUGAAACUUACGAUGAGAUGAGGGAGAGUCCAAUCCCUGAGAUGAAAAGAAUUAACUUGGACUCGUUGUACUUGGUUGUAAAGACCAUUGGGGUGAAAGACGUUAUUGGGUUCCUAAACAGUGGUAUUGAUCCACCACCACCAGAUUCCUUGGUAAAAUCAGAAGAGUUAUUGAAGUGUGCAAGACUGAUUGACGAAUAUGACGAUCUCACAGAGCUCGGUAAAUACGUAUCACUUUUACCAAUCAUUGACCCCAAACAUGGUAUCUUGCUGAUUUACUCCAUCAUCUUUGGCUGUACCGAUUUCGGGGUGCUGAUUGCAUCUAUACUAGGUGCUGGCUCUCCGUUUGUCCAUUCUCAAGAAAAUAGAGAUAAGAUUAAGGGCGUACUGUUACAGAACAAGGGAGUUGGUGACUUGAUCUCUACAGUCAUCGUUGUACAAAAGUAUUUUUCUUUGGAGACCACUGCAGAGAAGAAGAGGUACAUCCAAGACAAUUUCCUCUCCUAUACAAAGCUGACAGAGAUCAAAUCUUCUAAAGCACAAUACAUUUCGAUAUUGGAGGAUAUUGGGUUCAUACCUUUGAAGUACAGAGAAGGUCAUAAGCACUUAAACAGAAACGGUGGUAACGUGGCAGUUAUAAGAUCCAUCAUCACUGGUGCGUUUUAUCCGCAAGUUGCACGUGUGCAACUUCCAGAUCCAAAGUUCUUUAAUACGAGCAGUGGUUCUGUACAGGUCGAUCCUGACGCUAGACUGGUCAAGUUUUGGAUAAGAAACGAGGAGUACAUCUCAAAGGUGAACCAGUCAAAGAGCUCAAACACAUUAUCCAUUGACAACUUACCAGCUACGCGGUCGUUUAUCCACCCGUCUUCUGUUCUCUUCGACACCAGCAAUAAAGAGUUGUCCAAGUCUCAAAUCGAGGAGCUACAACUUGAAGAAAAGGGGUCCGAGGACUCAAAAGUCAUCUCCUCUCCAUUCGUGGUGUACAACUCCUCCGUAAUAACUUCGAAGUUAUUCCUCAAGGAUCUGACACCAACUACUACGCUCUCAACGCUGCUGUUCGGGGGUAACUUUACUUACGAUGUCUCCGCUAUAUCAGCUGGCAAGCAAUCCCCAGGAGUGGUGUUGGACUCCUGGCUGCCUAUCAAGUCGUGGUGUAAGAAUGCCGUUCUGGUCAAGGAGCUCAGAACGUUGCUGGACAAAGCCGUCAAGGACAAGCUCGAGAACCCUUCGUACGGAGAGGAUAACACGGAGAGCAGAGUCAGCGAUGAAGUCCUUGCACUCGUCGACCAGUUGCUAGCCAGUGAGCAUACAUAGAAGCAUACAUAGAAGCAUACACUGCAGCCAGAAGUGGUGAUGGAGGAUGCGCAGUUGUGUCACUAUUAACCCGGACACCAC
This is a messenger RNA of Williopsis jadinii, 4264 nucleotides long. RefSeq names its product RNA helicase. The record is from RefSeq and is a predicted model, not a curated record. Gene Ontology annotation, cellular component: intracellular anatomical structure. The transcript has 2 exons. Gene Ontology annotation, molecular function: protein binding; ATP binding; RNA binding. The coding region runs from base 83 to 4183 and encodes 1366 amino acids. NCBI's taxonomy places the organism in Eukaryota, Fungi, Ascomycota, Saccharomycetes, Phaffomycetales, Wickerhamomycetaceae.